AAACAGAUUGGAAGACCUGGAAAUAAAUCCUUAUAUUUGCAUUCAACUGAUUUCCAGGAAGAAUGUGAAGAAAACACAAUGGACAGAGGAUUAAUAGUCAGGAACCACUUUCAUUUUUAUUUAGUUUUCUUAAUGAAAAUUGCAGAACUUGAGAGCAAUUUUUGUUUGCUAAAUACAAUUAGAUGGGGGUGAGGAUUCAGUUUAAUAUCAAUUGCGUGAGUAGCUAGAGACUCUGGUGGAACCAAAAAAAAUUAACAAUAUAGAAUAUGGACAGCCCCACAAUUUGAAUCAUUUCCGGAAAAAUGACUUCUGCCUUUGUCAAGUUUCCUGCUAGCAGUUCAGUGAUGGGACUGUUUCUUCACACUUCUGUAAUUUAACUCUGUCCACUGAAUGUGAAAGAGGCUGCAUGGAGAUGGCUGACAGUGUCAUUUAUUCCAUAUUAGAGCUGUCUACUGGAACUCAAGCCCAGAGUGGCGACAGACCGCAGCAAAAAGCUUCUUCCAGGCCUUCUCUUUCUUCCCUUGUGGCAAUAGCUUUGGGGCUUCUGGCAGCAGUUCUUGCAAGUGUGCUGCUGUACCAGUGGAUUUCGUGCCAAGGCUCCAAUCCCUCCACUUGUGUCAGCUGCUCUGGCUGCCCAGACCUCUGGAUGGGAUAUGGGAACCACUGUUACUAUUUCUCGGUGGAGAAAAAAGACUGGAAUUCUAGUCUGAGAUUCUGCUUGGCUGAAGACUCACAUCUCAUUAUGUUUGCAGACGACCAGGAAAUGCAACUACUCAACAGGUUCCUCAAUCAGGACUUCCAUUGGAUUGGUCUGCGGAAAAAUGACAGCUGGAGGUGGGAAGAUGGGUCAGUUCUAAACUUUUCAAGGAUUAUUUCUAGUAGCUCAGUACAGAAAUGUGGUUCUGUCAACAUGUAUGGUCUCCAAGCCUCUAGCUGUGAAGUUCUCUUACGGUGGAUCUGUAGGAAGGUCAGACUUUGAUGACAACCACCCUGCCCUGACCCUCAGAUCCACCACAUCUCCCUGCGAAGAGAGAACUGGCUGCUGCCAUAAUGUGUCCUCUGGGAGUGCUGAAGCUACUCAGAUACGGUAUUAGAUGCAAGGUUAAUGCAGCUUCUGGGGAUCGGUGAUUUACUGCUGAGUUUCCUUUGAGAUUCCUUAGAUAUGAGCAAGUUAAAGACCAGAUCUAGGCAAAUUUGUGAAAUAGAUUGACAUUUGUAUUAGUAAUUCUUGUGCUAGAGAUGGAUGCUGUUUCCCUCAUCACUGCCCCCACUAUCUCUGUAAAAAAUAUACCUUUUUCUGUUAUGUUCUAAGCCAAGCCAAUGCAGCAUGUGAAAGUAUUCACUCUUGCUAAUGAACUAGAGGAAUUUUAUGUGUACUGAUGCGUUGGCAUGUUACUUCUUGAUCUUGUAUUUUUAUUCUAACCAUGACCCUUUCCAGUUAAUGCUUUAUUCCAAAGAAUAGUGCUCAUGUGGAGAACAUAGAUUGCUGAGAGCGUGAGAAGACAGUGGCGCUUCUGCUUCUCAGAGCUUCACACUUACAUGAAGACUUGCUUCACUGAUUUUGGCUUUUCUGAGCAUGCAAAGGUGUGGCUGAAUAAACCAAUGUGUGAUGGCAUCUUUGCUAUGCUCUGAAUGUGUGAUUUGUGUAUUAAUUUCGCGACAGUGGUCAAUCUGUUAAGGCAUUUUCAUAGAUGAAGUUUAUAGAACUAGAUUAUGUGGUUGAGUCCCCCAAAUUCUUUUAGACACUAAUGCCUCAAAACAAGAUAAAUUUUAUUACUUCUUCUUUGUAGAAUUUGGACAGAUGUAAGGAGAUAAAGUGCAGUUUAACUUUUUUUUUAUUAUUAUUUGAAGGCAGAAAUAUAUAUAGAGAGAAAGAGAGAAAGAGAGAGAGAGAGAGAGAGUGCAAAUGCUCUCAUCUCCUUGUUCACUCCCUCAAAUGUCAGAAAGGGCCAGGCUGGGUCAGGCCAAAACUGAGAGCUGGGAACUCAAUAUAGAUCUUCCACAUGGGUAUCAGGGACCCAACCACUUGAGCCAUCACUGCUGCUUCUGUGACUGCAUUUGCAAGAAGCUGGAAUCAGGAGUGGAGCUGAGAGUCAAAG
This is a messenger RNA of Oryctolagus cuniculus (rabbit), 2099 nucleotides long. It is a transcript of the gene KLRG1, whose product is annotated as killer cell lectin like receptor G1. Lineage: Eukaryota; Metazoa; Chordata; Mammalia; Lagomorpha; Leporidae. The record is from RefSeq and is a predicted model, not a curated record.